Molecule: messenger RNA, 1644 nt
Organism: Papaver somniferum (opium poppy)
Lineage: Eukaryota; Viridiplantae; Streptophyta; Magnoliopsida; Ranunculales; Papaveraceae
Product: F-box protein At5g07610-like
Exons: 2
Coding region: 193-1473 (426 amino acids)
Molecular function (GO): protein binding
Source: RefSeq, a predicted model, not a curated record
CAAACACACAUUGCACUACUACUAAUUCAUAGAAACUCUUGUCAGAGAUGAAGUCUAGUCCACCAGCGCCUUGCAAUCCCUCUACAGCGCAGCUCCUGCUUGCGCUGUGUCCGUUGGCAAUUUUGGUUAAUGAGGCUGAUUUUAGCUUUUGUGGCACCUAUAUUAAAGAGCUGAAAUUUUUCUGAAGGGAAGAUGUCUUCUUCGACAAAGCAAAGAAUUGUAGGAGGCAGGAUUGACAUCUUGACACUCGUUGUAACUCGCUUGCUCAGUUCUAAGGUAAAUAUGUCUUAUAUUUCUUUACCAAAGCUAAUAAGAAAAAAUGAGACUAAUUCAUCAGCAUCGAUUAUAGGUAGUAAUGUUGAUAUCUUGAUACUCAUUCUAACUCGCUUACCAUCUAAAUCUCUUCUUGUAUUCAAAUGCGUAUCGAAACAGUGGCUAUCUAUAAUCGUUGACCCCAAAUUCGUUCACAAACAUUUCAUUCAAAACCCAAAAUUUUCUAUCCCAGGAAUCUUCUGGGGAGAUAAUAUGUUCUAUGGGAAACCAACGUAUGAUUACAUCUCUCUUGAUGAAAAUAAUACCCAUGUCCCUUUUAAAACCUUAACUUUUGCAGAAGAUGAAUUUGGUAUAAAGAUUGAGCAAUCCUGCAAUGGCUUAUUCUUAUGUAGAAGUAAUGCACCGCGCAAGAAUGAUUUUACUUAUUACAUAUUCAAUCCCUUGACAAACAAGUACAAAAUCUUACCCAAACCAUUGACAAGUUCAAGCUCUCAAAAGUUUAUUCAUAGCGUUAGUUUAGCAUUUGAUCCAUUCAAAUCCCCUUAUGACAAAGUUAUAGCAUUCUGGAGUAAUUUUGAUAAUACUACCAAGUGUGAUGAAUAUAGAAUUGAAAUCUACGAUUCUGAAGCAUCCUCUUGGAGGUUGUCUGGAUUUUAUUCAUGUACUGCCCAAGCUGAAUGUAUACCAUGGAACUCAUCUGGUAUCUUCUGGGAAGGUUCAUUGUACUGGUGCAACUUACAAGGGUCUAUGGUGUACUUUGACAUUGAUCGAGAGUUGGUAGGGGUACUGCCAAAUCCUGCUCGAGGAUAUACUGGUUCUGUUUACCACCUUGCUGAGUACGGGGGUCAUUUCUAUCUGAUUGGUGAAUAUUAUGACCUUUAUUAUCGUAUCAGCAUAUUCGAGAUGGAUGUUGCUAACUCUAGUUGCACUCCGAAAUUCUACAUCGACAUGAGAUUAAAUCCAUAUGGCAAGCCUACCCCGUUUUUGAGAUCUCUACUUUGGCAUGAUUAUAUGUUUUAUAUUGAGAGAGGAGAAGAAACGGAGUCAGCAAAGGUUUUUCUGCUAACAAAAGAGGCUAUGGUUGUCUCUUGUGAUCUAAAAGAUAUGAGCUUCAAGAAAAUUUAUGACAUAUCAAAACGUUUAAGAAAACCUUCAACUGCUAAAUGUUAUCAAAACAUUGAGUCUCUAGCUUGUGUUUAGUUCACAACUCUGGCACUGAGAGCUAACGGUUCCAGAUAUUCCUUAUUGAUGAGACUUGGUUUUUCCUCCUAGUUCCAACUAAGGGGGUGUUGACAAAGUUAUUUUAUUUUUAUUCUUUUUUCGAUUUUAUUUGAAUGUACCUUGGCAACCAAGGAAUUUGGUUUUAGAACU